AUGAGGACUCACGAGGACCUUUGCCGACAGGCAAGGCCCGCACCGCAAGUGGCGAACUCACGAGAUGUUUGUUUCAAUCUUGCUGAACUCCUCGCACGAAGCCCCCUUCCAAAGGUCCUCGUCGCGGACACCCCUGCCGAAUCUGGCAAUUCCCUACUUCGAAGGAACGUAACACGAUAUUUAAUCUUGCCAAAAAGGAAGGCCAGCCCAAAACCCCCCCCGAAUCCCAUGUGGAACAACAGGUUUCGUGCAGAAGAUUUUAGGGGCUCACGAUAUGCUGCUUAUACCUAG
Prunus armeniaca (apricot) is the source of this 291-nucleotide messenger RNA. The record is from the annotation of a GenBank genome assembly. NCBI's taxonomy places the organism in Eukaryota, Viridiplantae, Streptophyta, Magnoliopsida, Rosales, Rosaceae.